Molecule: messenger RNA, 978 nt
Organism: Postia placenta MAD-698-R-SB12
Lineage: Eukaryota; Fungi; Basidiomycota; Agaricomycetes; Polyporales; Adustoporiaceae
Exons: 5
Coding region: 1-978 (325 amino acids)
Source: RefSeq, a predicted model, not a curated record
AUGGAGACCGGGAGCGCGCACACUCAGCGGGCCGCACGCAGCAUGCUGGGAUGCUUCUCGCCCGCACUCACGCCAUGUCAGUUUCGCCCAAGGACGGCCCCACAUGCGGCCACGUCGGUGAGCCCAAUCGCCCUGCAUUUCAAAGGGCGCUCGUACGAAGCACUCGGCGGGUGCAAUGAGAACGUACUUCCCCGCUUGAUACGGGUUUCUGGCCGAAGGCAGGCAAGUCUUCCAGCAGUGCGCAUCAGUAAUCCAAAUGGGGGAUGUGUCAUCUCCAUUGGUGGAAUAUUCGGUCGGUACACUGACGAGCAGACGCCUUCUGAUCUGGUGGCGUGCGGCGUCAUGACUUUUGACAAAACCGUGGAGCACGCAAGGGUCAGUCGCACCAGGCAGUUGAAUAUACGCGGCGUGCCCAUCUGGCUGUUGGGAUCCCUGCGCGAUAGGCAUGCUCACAACAGAAUGGAAGGCCAAGACGAGACUGCGCGGGCGCCUGCGCUGCCCGGCGAUAAACGCGAUGAUGCACGGAAGGCGAUUUACCACACCCUCGACGUGUAUUUACGCGCCCUACGGCGCAGAGAGAAGGCGAGAGACGCGUCGGUUCGCGCGGGGCAGGGUGCAGGACGCGUCUGUGGCUGGGGGUCCCAUGGCCUCUCGCUGCACAUGGCGAUCAGGCAUGACGUUGCGCGCAUCAGCCGGUCGCCUUCCGGGAGCGAGACAAGGUCAGCGACGGUGCCGCGGGUGGCACUGCGUGCGAGAGCUAAAUACAUCCAGCGCGAUAGAGGGGCUGGUUCGUUCCUGGUGCACCGCACCGUGGCUGGGCGUGACGCACCGGGCCGCGCGAGCAGUGGUUCGAUGGCAGUAAGGCUUUUAAUUUACACGCGGGGAUGGGGGAGUCGUUAUGGUACGGGACGAAGGAACAAGGGCGAGGGCAAGCAGGAAGAGGAGGGCGAGGAUGUUGCGGAGAAGCACUCGGCGUGA